AAAACCUCAUCUACUCCAAAAGAGCCAUCACUCUAUCCCUUAACUCUUCCUCAAAACCCAGCCUCUAAACACAAUCUCUGUUGCCAUCAUGGAUUUAUCAAAUCAUUAUCAACAUCACAACUCUUCUUCUUUUGUAGAUCAACAAAAAGAAUGACAAAUGCAAGAAUACCCAUUUUGUAGAUAAACUCUUUUUCAUAAUCAAAUCGAUUAAGAAGAGGUCCAUCAAGCAAUUUGUCUCCCAAUCCACCACCACCAUGUCUCCUUCCAUUUCACAGACCUCUUGUGAUUUCGAUUACAAACGAGUUCAUAUGUUCAUCGAAGGUGAUGAAAAGAGAUAGAACUAAACCCUAGAUUUAAGGUUAUGGUGCCUUAACCAGGAAAGAGGUGAUAAUGAUGUACAAGGAGAGAGGUGGUGAUGGUGUUGCUAUAAGGAAAGAAGGAGAGGGGAAUUUGGUAAGGUCAAUUAAGAGUUGUUAGAUUGAGUUUUUAAAAUUUUUGGGGUGUAUUUAAUUAAUUUGGUGUUGAUAGACCCCAUCUUAAAGAUCAAACCAGCGACUCCUUUCCGUUCGAAUUCUUGUACACCGAACACAUGACACUCCUUCUUCCUUGGCGCCACUGAAACCUUUCUGUUUCUUUCAUGGCCUCCCAAACCAUAGACUCCACGAAGCUCUACCUCUCCUCGCUUGAUACACCAACAGAAUCCCCUCUCUCUCUCCCUCCAAUACCCUCUUUUCUCCCUCCCUCCAAGCUCAUCCCCGGAACCCGUUUCCUCGUCGAUGCCUUCCGCCACGCCGGUGAUUUCUCUGUUUCCUUCUUCCUCUCCCACUUCCACUCCGACCACUAUGUGGGCCUGUCUUCCAACUGGUCCAAGGGCCUCAUCUUCUGCUCCCCCACCACCGCCCGUCUCCUCGUUGAGGUUCUCCAGUUAUCUUCGCAAUUCGUAGUUUCUCUGCCCCUUAAAGAAACUGUGAUUAUCGAUGGUUGUGAAGUAGUUAUCGUUGAUGCGAAUCACUGCCCCGGUGCGGUACAGUUUUUAUUCAAGAUUCCGACUGCUGAUGGAAAAUUCGAAAGGUAUGUGCAUACUGGUGAUUUUAGGUUUUGUGAGGGAAUGAAGUUGGAACCUUUGAUUAGAGAAUUUGUUGGUUGCAAUGCAAUAUUCUUGGAUACGACUUAUUGUAAUAAGAAACAUGUGUUUCCGCUGCAAGAGGAGUCGGUUGAGUAUGUUGUGAGUGUGAUUGAGAGGAUUGGUGGGGAGUAUAAGAGUGAUAGGAAGGACGUGUUGUUUCUGAUCGCCACUUAUGUGAUCGGGAAAGAGAAGAUUUUGCUUGAAGUUGCACGCAAGUGUAAGAGGAAAGUGCAUGUGGACCAUAGGAAAAUGAAGGUCUUGGGUGUGCUGGGUUAUGGUGAGAGUGGCGUGUUUACGGAGGAUGAGGGUGAGAGUGAUGUUCAUGUUGUUGGGUGGAAUGUGUUGGGUGAGACUUGGCCAUAUUUUAGGCCUAAUUUUGUGAAAAUGAAAGAGAUUAUGUUUGAAAGAGGGUACUCCAAGGUUGUUGGUUUUGUACCAACAGGCUGGACAUAUGAGGUAAAACGUAACAAGUUCACCGUGAGAUCUAAGGAUUCAUUUGAGAUCCAUCUUGUACCAUAUAGUGAACAUUCAAAUUAUGACGAGCUUAGAGAGUAUGUAAAAUUUUUGAAACCCAAGCGUGUUGUUCCUACUGUUGGCAUGGAUGUUGAGAAGCUUGACAGUAAGCAUGUUGAUAAGAUGAAGAAGCAUUUUGCAGGGUUGGUUGAUGAAAUGGCCAACAAGAAAGAAUUUUUGAUGGGAUUUUAUCGUGGAUCAUGUGAAAAUGAUGAAAUUGAUGAAGUGGAAGUUGGCCCUAGCAUGGGUAUGCUGUUGGACGAGGAGGAAGUGCUGAAGUUAUCUGGCACAAAACCUGUCAAAAAUAAUGAUCUGGGAAUUAUUCUGAACUCAUUGUCUCCCAUGCAGGAACCCGUUUCACAUGAGUUGACUGUUCUGGCAGAAAAGGAAACCGAGAAAAUGGUACAUUCACAGGGCGUGACUCUUUUGAAUGACGAGGAAACAGAGAAAACAUUGCAGGAGCUUUGUGAUUGUUUGCCGACGUGGGUCACUCGAGAUCAAAUGCUGGAUUUAAUUGGCAAGUCAGGAAGUAAUAUUGUUGAUGCAGUUUCAUUUUUCUACGAGCAUGAAACUCAAUUUCAUGAACAAGCCUUUACUUGUAUGAGCUCUGGUUCUGCAUUGCAUACUAGCUUACCUAAUGAUACUGCAUUGUGUCUAGAGCCAGUAUUGGAUAAGAGCAAUCAUGGAAAUAUGGAUAUUCCUUCAAGUCAAAACUACCAGUUGCCUAAUGUUAAGCUUAUGACUAAGAGCAGUAUCUCUCCUGGAAAAAGAAAAAGGACGACUGACAAAAGCCCAAGCACAAAGACAAAAACUAACUCAAAAUUGGGUUCUGAUAUGUCAAAGCAAUCCACAAUUACUAGGUUCUUUAGUAAAAUUUCUCUGGACGUUUCUCAAGAUGGUCAGAUUGGAUCUUUGUCUGAGCAGUGCCCUGAAGAUAAACUUCAGCUUCCAAGUGACCCUACAUUCACGUAUAAGGAGCAGAUAGAUCAGUUUAUUCAGAUAAUUAAUUGUAACGAAUUAUCUCAAAGCUAUGCUGCCACCAUAAUGGAGAAGACAAAAGGAGAUGUUAACAUGGCACUGGAUAUAUAUUAUGGAAAGACUCAGGGGACCUUCGGUGAUGAUAUAGAUGAGUUGGUAGGCCGUAGCAAAGCUGUUGAGAUCCAGUGCUGUUCUAAUAAUCCUUCCCCUGACCAGGAGAAAUAUUUAUCAAAGAAAUUGAGACGCGUGGAUGAUUCGUCUGCACUGGGAUAUUCAACAGAUACAAUUGAUAAAACUCUUCUAUCACUACCACCAGAUAAAUAUAAUCCUGUAGAGCAUGCAUGCUGGAAACUUGGACAGCCUGCUCCAUACAUCCACCUUGCAAGAACUUUUGACCUGGUUGAGGGUGAAAAGGGCAAGAUUAAAGCUACUUCCAUGCUGUGCAAUAUGUUUAGAAGCUUGUUGGUCUUGUCUCCUGAGGACGUGCUGCCUGCAGUUUAUCUGUGCACAAAUAAGAUUGCUGCUGACCAUGAAAAUAUGGAACUGAAUAUUGGUGGAGCUUUGGUCACAUCGGCCUUGGAAGAGGCCUGUGGAACAAAACGGUCUAAAAUAAGGGAUAUGUACAAUACCUUGGGUGAUCUUGGUGAUGUUGCUCAAAUGUGCCGACAAACACAAUCUGUACUUGCUCCUCCUCCUCCACUUUUAAUCAAAGAUGUAUUUAGUGUGCUGCGAAAGAUAAGCGAACAAACAGGCAAUGGAAGCACUGGCCGAAAGAAAAACCUCAUUGUGAAUCUCAUACGUUCUUGUAAGGAGAAGGAGACGAAGUUUCUUGUUCGAACUUUGGUGAAAAACUUAAGAAUAGGGGCAAUGGUGAGAACUGUUCUGCCUGCAUUGGCUCAAGCAGUUGUUUUAAAUGCCUGCCCUCACUCGCAUCUUGAAAUAGACUACUUAAAGGAAAAGCUUCAGUGUAUUUCUGCUGCAGCAGUUGAUGCAUAUACAGUACUUCCAAAUUUGGAUUUGGUUGUGCUUUCUCUCAUAAACAAAGGCACUGAAUUUUCUUCGUCAACCCUGUCAAUGGUUGCUGGAAUACCAAUUAAGCCCAUGCUUGCAAAAAUUACCAAUGGAGUUCCCCAAGCACUGAAACUCUUUCAAAAUAAAGCGUUUACAUGUGAAUACAAAUACGAUGGUCAACGUGCCCAAAUCCACAAAUUAGCAGAUGGAACUUUCCAUGUUUUCUCAAGAAAUGGGGAAGAAACUACCUCAAGAUUUCCAGAUUUGAUUGAUAUAGUCAAGCAGUCCUGUAAACCUGCUGCUGUGACUUUCAUUCUGGAUGCAGAGGUAGUUGGAGUUGAUAGGAAGAGUGGCUUCAGGCUCUUGUCUUUCCAAGAAUUAUCUUCAAGAAAGAGAGGAAGCAAAGAUUCCUUGAUCACAGUGGACAAUAUAAAGGUUGACAUAUGUGUGUUUGUCUUUGAUAUGAUGUUUGCCAAUGGAGAGCAGCUGUUGGGUUUACCUCUCCGUCAAAGACGCAAGUACUUGAAGGAUUUGUUAUAUGAUGAGAAGUUGGGAUAUUUCGAGUAUGCAAAGGAAAUGACAGUUGAAGCAGAGGAAGCUAGUUUGACGAAUGAACUCGCAUUAACUAAGAUAAGCACUUUUCUUGAAGAAGCAUUGCAUUCCUCAUGUGAAGGAAUUAUGUUUAAAUCUUUGGAUGUUGAUGCUGGAUAUUCUCCAUCGAAGCGUGCUUAUUCAUGGUUAAAGGUCAAGGGAGAUUAUGUGGAAGGAUUGAACGACUCACUUGAUUUAGUUCCAAUUGGCGCAUGGCAUGGCAAUGGGAGAAAAGCUGGGUGGUACAGUCCGUUCCUAAUGGCAUGUUACAAUCCUGAGACUGAGGACUUCGAAAGUGUUUGUCGUGUCAUGUCUGGGUUCUCAGAUUCUUUCUACAAAGAGAUGAAAGAAUUCUUUACUGGUGAUAAGAUCUUAUCGAAAAAGCCAUCGUACUAUCAAACAUCAGAGGCCCCUGAUAUGUGGUUUCCUCCGGAAGUUGUUUGGGAAAUAAGAGGUGCAGAAUUCACCUUAUCUCAAGUUCACCAGGCAGCUAUAGGUUUGGUCCAUCCAUCUCGGGGCAUCUCGGUGAGAUUUCCAAGAUUUAUUCGCUCCGUGACAGAUAGAAAUCCAGAGGAUUGUAGCACAGCUUCAGAUAUAGCUGAAAUGUUUAAUUCUCAGCCCCGGAAGAUGAUUGUCACUAGUGAAAAUUGAAUAUCCAACUCUGAUCAUGUGAAUAAAGCUAAAUCUAGUGAGGGUUCUCCAAGCCUAUGACAUUUUGGUCAUUAAUUGUAAUAUAUGAGAAUAAAUAGGAGUAUAAAAAUACAUCUUAAUGUAGAGUUGGGAAUUAUGGCCUGGCCCUUUAACCAAUUUAGGGUCCGUUUGGUAAACAAUUUUGACAGUAGCAUAUAUUGUGGUAUAGUAUAUAUAUGGGUCGAUUUUGGUUGCAUUUAGGGUUGUAAUACAAGAUCAAGUCCGGGUUUUUUAGGCGAA
Molecule: messenger RNA, 5149 nt
Organism: Tripterygium wilfordii
Lineage: Eukaryota; Viridiplantae; Streptophyta; Magnoliopsida; Celastrales; Celastraceae
Product: DNA ligase 6
Exons: 19
Coding region: 638-4870 (1410 amino acids)
Biological process (GO): lagging strand elongation; DNA repair; DNA biosynthetic process
Molecular function (GO): DNA binding; DNA ligase (ATP) activity; ATP binding
Source: RefSeq, a predicted model, not a curated record